AUGUCCCUCGGUAGCCAUAAAAAGAGACGACAUAACAGCGGGGAGGUGUGUCCCAUGAUGGACAUUGAAAGCAUUGAUGACAGGCUGUUUUCAACAAGCAAUGUCUUCUGUCUCAAAGUUCUCUAUAGCUUUUAUAAUGUGCUGUUAUUGAUAAGCAAGGAUCUGCUGAGAUACCUGCAACACUUUAUGCAUAUAAGAAACAACCAAGGCAUCAACUCUGCUUUCGAUUUUGUACAGAAGAAAUUCAAAUGUUGCGGAAUCACAUCCUACUUGGAUUGGUUUGAGCUGGAUGAAUCCAACAAUCGGACCGAGAUGUUUGUUCCUGACAGUUGCUGCAUAUCUGAUACACUAAACUGUGGUCUGAGAAUUCAUCCGUCAAACAUUCACUAUGAUGGAUGUGCCAAGCCAUUAGAUAAGACUAUUCAACAACAGCUGACUGCCAUCUGCUUAGGAAGUUUUGGGCUUUGUUGUGUAGAGCUCUUUGGCAUCAUUCUAUCAUGCUGUUUAAUGAAAAAGAUAAAAGAUUCCAAAAUGCUUCCCAGCGUCAGAUAUUGAAUCUACACCUACAUUUACAAAUUGUAAUAUCAAGAUUUGAAAUAAAUUACAGCAAUAAUUUUUAAAUUUGUAGUCUCGUAUUUCUAACUUUUACGAUUAAAUUAACUCUCGUAAUUUUUUAUUCGCAUCUCUGUUUUGAGCAUCCUAAUUAUCUUAGUAUCAGUCAGUUGAACUAGCUCAUUUUUUCUUAUACUAUCAGAUCAUUAUUUUCAUAAAAAAACAUUUUUGUUACAUGUUUCAAUGAUUAUCUUCAUUUCAAAAUUAUUUACUGCAUUUGUUUGGACCUCCUCCGUUUUAACUUAUUGUUGUUUACUGAAUUAUUGUGAUUAAGAACAGUAUUCCUAUGAGUAUAUAGAGCAUUAUCUUUUUUCUACAGCCAUGAUUUGUAACAUUUAAGUUGUAAUAUUAAUAAAAAUAAAAACACUAA
Molecule: messenger RNA, 982 nt
Organism: Helobdella robusta
Lineage: Eukaryota; Metazoa; Annelida; Clitellata; Rhynchobdellida; Glossiphoniidae
Exons: 5
Coding region: 1-555 (184 amino acids)
Cellular component (GO): membrane
Source: RefSeq, a predicted model, not a curated record